AUGCAGUUUCGCUUCCUUGUAUAUUUUUAGGUAAACCUCGAGUUCACAUCAGCAGAAACCAUGGAGUACCAGAACAUCUCCAACAUGUCUUCAUCCGCGGUUCCCUCAGUGGAUCUGCUGGUGUCCAGUGCUGUCCUGGCACUGUGUUUUGUCCUCGGCGUCCCGGGUAAUAUAGCAGUGCUGGUCCUGCUUGGCCAAUAUCUGAAGGACAGAAGCUUUACUCCAAAGCUGAUGUUCAGUCUGGCGGUGUCGGAUCUGCUGAGUCUGCUGUUUCUGCCGGUGUGGAUCUACGCUCUCCUCAAUGGAUGGGUGUUCGGUCAGGCUCUGUGUAAGCUCUUCUCCUAUGUAGUGUACUGGAGUCUGUACUGCAGUGUGCUGAGCGUCUGCUUGCUGAGCGUGCAGAGAUACCUGCAGGUGCUUCAUCCACAGAUUUGGGCCACGCUUGGAGAGAAGAACCAAAAGGGGAUGAUUUCUGCCAUAUGGACAUUAAGCGCAGCUUUGGGCUCCUACGCUCUUCAUUACCAAAACGUCAUGAAGAAGGAGGAUGGGUUUCUGUAUUGUGAUCAGUAUUUUGAGAAUGAUCUUGGAAAAACUGUGGUGUUGAUUGUGGAAGCUUUACUGAUGUUCAUCGUGCCUCUUCUCAGCCUGUUGUGUUUUUACUUCAGGCUACAUCAGCGGGUCAGUCAGUCGGUCUCCUUCAGCAGUCACAGACUGACCACACUGGCUGUCAGGAUCGUCGUGACCUUCUUCAUAUUCGGGAUCCCCUGUACCAUCAACCACUUUUUGGCAAUGGCAAUACCCAGGAUUUCAGACAUUAUCUACCACACAACUAGGGCUCUUUUCUUUAUCAAUAACAGCAUAAACCCCAUUCUUUACACGUUUUCGGCUCGAUCACUGCUACGGAGAGGAGCACAGCAGUCAGACCAGACACCAGACAAUCAAACCUAAACUUUAUCUC
Messenger RNA from Danio aesculapii, 958 nucleotides. Its product is annotated as leukotriene B4 receptor 1. NCBI's taxonomy places the organism in Eukaryota, Metazoa, Chordata, Actinopteri, Cypriniformes, Danionidae. Gene Ontology annotation, biological process: immune response; G protein-coupled receptor signaling pathway. The transcript has a single exon. Gene Ontology annotation, cellular component: membrane. The record is from RefSeq and is a predicted model, not a curated record. Gene Ontology annotation, molecular function: G protein-coupled receptor activity.